AUGGCGUCGCCGUCGUCGUCGGCGACUACAAACGUCAUGCUAGCAAUCUACGAGAAGAAGACAGUGUCUAUUGACCUCUACCGCCCGCUCCGCAACUUCAUCGUCGUCCACUACUCCGAGCGGGAGGCUCAGAGCCUCGAGGACGACCUCGAAACGCUCAGGGAGCUCCGCUCCGAGCUCGAGCGUGGAAUCUCAGAUUCCCUCCCCGCUCGCCGCGAUCUCCUCCAGAAGUACUUUAGAGCUCUCUGCGCCGUCGAGUCUCGCUUCCCUAUCUCCGCCGACAAGGAUCAUAUCAACACGGUGACGUUUACCUGGUACGAUGCCUUCAAAAACAAGCAGAAGGCUGUUCAGCAGAACAUUCAUUUGGAAAAAGCUGCGGUUCUGUUUAAUUUGGGGGCAGUUCAUAGUCAAAUGGGGCUGAGUUUUGAUCGAUCAUCUGUUGAUGGGAGAAGGCAGGCAUCUCACUCAUUUAUAGCAGCAGCUGGGGCAUUUACUUUCUUGAAAGAUAAUGUGGCAAUGAAGGCAUCUACGGGGAACUCCACCACUGUGGAUGUGUCUGUGGAGUGUGCUGGGAUGUUGGAAAGGCUGAUGCUGGCUCAGGCUCAGGAAUGUGUUUUUGAGAAUACUAUUGCCAAGGGAAGCACUCCUGGGGUUUGUGCAAAAAUUUCUAGACAGGUUGGGAUAUUUUAUGAAGAAGCUUUGUCUGCAUUAAAUUCGGCACCUCUGAACCAGCAUUUUGACAAAACCUGGCUAACACAUGUCCAGAUUAAGGCAGCCUUGUUUUAUGCAGAGGCUUGUUAUAGGUAUAGUUUAGAACUCCAUGAGAAAGAAGAGAUUGCUGAGGAGAUUGCGAGGUUGAAGUGUGGGAUCAGUGCCUUGUCUGACACAAAAAAAUCAUCACCGAAGGGGGCUAUGCAGCAGCUAAUAGAUGCUGCAAAUAAAUUAGAAACCAACCUAAAUCAUAACCUGGAGAGAGCUGUGAAGGAGAAUGAUAGAGUUUAUCUCAUGAGGGUUCCUCCAGCUAGUUCUUUGACAGCUCUUCCUGCAUUUUCAAUGGUCAAACCUAUGCUAAUGAAUGAGGUGCUGGAUGCAACCAAGGAAAAGAUGUUUUCCAGUCUUGUUCCUGAUAGCAGUGCCAAAGCUCUUUCUAGGUAUACUGAAAUGGUUGAUGAUGUCAUCAGGACUCAAGCUGAGAAACUACAACAGGGAAGUGAACUAGCUCGUGUGAGGCUUAAGGAAAUGGACCUGCCUGAUUCAAUUCUUGCCUUGGAGGGAAAUUCCACUUUACCUAAAGUGCUGAAAGAAGAUGCAGAGGCAGUACAAAUUUGUGGGGGUCCAGCUGCUUUGGAAGGUGACCUUGAACAACUCAAAGAUCUGAGGAGGGUGAAUCAGGAGCUGCUUGUCCAAACUGAGGAACUUUUGCAAAAGGAAGCAAUGGAGGAUGCUCAAUUUAGAAGCCAAUUUGGAACACGUUGGACUAGGCCUCAAUCUAGUACCCUAACAAAGAACUUGCAGGAAAGAUUAAACAGGUUUGCAGCAAAUCUGAAGCAAGCAACAGAGAGUGAUGCCAGAAUUGAGCGAUCUGUGAGGGAUCAUGCUGUGCUCAUGUCAAUACUUGACCGCCGUCCAAUUGAAUCUGCACUUCCAACCCUUGCAAGGCCAAUGAUGUCUCUAGAUGCCAAUGAAGAUGCCAUAGUUGGAGUGCUGAAGCAGAGUUUGAGGCAGUUAGAAAGUCUUGGUGCUCAGAGGGCGGGCCUUGAAGACAUGUUGAAGGAGAUGAAGAGGAAGGAUGAUAUCCUUCCUAAGUUGAUGACUUCUACAGGCUCUCAUGAAGAUCUUUUCAGAAAGGAGAUAGGGAAGUAUGAUCACAUUUGUCAGGAUAUUGCGCAAAAUAUUGAGGCACAAGAACAAUUACUGAUGCAAAUUCAGGCUCAAAAUGACGAGUUUGCUUCAAUUUUCAAUCUUGUGGAUUAUAAGGCAACUUGUGAGAAGAUCUACAGGCAGAUUGAGGCUGCCAUCGCAAAAUAUCGAGAAAUCAAGGAUAAUGUCAAUGAAGGAUUGAAGUUCUAUGUUACUCUUCAGGAUGCAAUCACAAAUGUGAAGCAGCAGUGCAGUGAUUUUGUGAAUACUAGAAAUAUGCAAUGCCGGGAAAUGAUUGAUGAAGUCCAGAGAAAAAUUUCCGGCCUCAGUUUUCAGGACUCUAAACCUUCGGGUGCCUAUAAUUACCCUUCGGUAGGGCAACUGAAUUCUCAACCUACCGGCCCCAACCCUCCUCCGCUUACCCAAUCUCCUGUCUACCAGCCUCCUCAGCAGCCUACAGUCCCCAGUUACGUUCAUCCUCCUCAUCCUCAUCCUUCUCAUCCGCCUCCCCAUCACGCUUCUCAUCCGCCUUCCCCGUACGCUACUCCUCAACAGCCACCGCCGCCUUAUCAUUUGCCAGCUCAGAGUAUCCCAUACCCACAUCCUCAAUACCAACAGCAGCCAUUACCCAGCCACGAGUAUGCUCAACCUGCAUAUCCCGGGUGGCGUGGUCCAUACUAUAAUGCACCUCCUCAGCAACCGGGGUCUAUGCCUCGACCUCCUUACACCGUUCCUCCGUAUCCUCCUAACCAGAAUGGCUACUACAGACAAUGAUGGUCAUUUCCUUGUGAAUUUGGAUGGUGCCUGAAAAUACUUGUAUGUAUAGGGUGCUCUCUUUGUAGAACUGAAAUUUAGGGCACUUUGAGUCUGUUAACAAAUUUUUAGAUUUUGUAAAAAUGUGGCAUUAGCUAUAGAAACAAUAAUAAGCCACUGCUAUGGAGUAGAAAAUUGAUGAUAUUGAAUGCGUUGUUUGUCAAUAUAUAUAAUACUAAGCUACAGGGUAGUAGCCAAGUGCCCAAGUAGGCAAAGAGGCAAUUAUUAUACCA
This is a messenger RNA of Ipomoea nil (Japanese morning glory), 2906 nucleotides long. Its product is annotated as ALG-2 interacting protein X-like. Gene Ontology annotation, biological process: protein transport to vacuole involved in ubiquitin-dependent protein catabolic process via the multivesicular body sorting pathway. The record is from RefSeq and is a predicted model, not a curated record. Gene Ontology annotation, cellular component: endosome. Lineage: Eukaryota; Viridiplantae; Streptophyta; Magnoliopsida; Solanales; Convolvulaceae. The transcript is spliced from 9 exons. Gene Ontology annotation, molecular function: protein binding. The coding region runs from base 1 to 2634 and encodes 877 amino acids.